AUGGCUGCACGACGUCUGUCGUCAAUCGUGGGUGGCAGGAAGAAUGAAGCAUUUGACUCUACGGUUGCCAAUGAGGUCCAAUUGGCUCAACUUGGGUAUGAGCAAGAGCUCCAACGCUCAUUCUCCCUCCUGGGGAUGGUAGGGUUCAGCUUCUCAAUCGUCACGUGUUGGACAGCCUUGGGAGGUACUCUGAUUGUCGGGAUCGAGGCAGGAGGUCCUCCUGUCAUGGUCUGGUCCUGGGUGGGAAUCUGCAUACUGUCGCUCGCCGUUGCAUAUUCUUUCGCCGAAAUGUGCUCCGCGUACCCAACUGCGGGCGGUCAGUACAGCUGGGUCGCCAUCCUCGCUCCGCCAAAAUACGCACGGGGUGCCGCCUUCGUGACUGGAUGGUUCAUGUGCACGGGCAUCGUGGCCAUGGGCGCUGUAAACAACUUUAUCACCGCGAACUUCCUCCUCGGCAUGGCCAACUUGAACAACUCAUCCUACACCAUCGAGCGUUGGCAUGUCGUUCUCGUGACGUACCUGAUUGCCCUGCUGGCCGCUGCCGUCAACAUCUUGUGGUCGCGCUUCCUCAACCAAAUCUCGACCUUUGCCGUCGUCUGGAAUAUUCUGAGCUUCUUCGUCGUUGUGAUCACCAUCCUCGCCGCCAAUCAUCACAAACAGUCGGCGAGCUUUGUGUUUUCGGACUUCCAGAAUGAAACAGGGUUCAGUUCGGGCGGCAUGGCGGUCAUGAUUGGUCUUUUGCAGACAUUAUUUGGAAUGUGCUGCUACGAUGCUCCUAGCCACAUGACUGAAGAGAUGCUGAACCCUGCGAAAGAAGCCCCUCAAGCCAUCAUUCUCUCCGUCUAUCUCGGGGCUGUAACAGGCUUCGUCUUUCUGAUCUCGGCGUUCUUCUGCAUCGGCGACCUGGAAGCCACCGCUACGACACCGACUGGCGUUCCGCUCAUACAGAUUUUUCUCGAUAGCACUUCCUCCGUUGGCGGUGCGACCACUCUGGCGGCGAUGAUCACCGUGAUCGUUGUGAUCUGCGCGAAUUCGCUGAUGGCGGAGGGAAGUCGAGCACUCUGGGCGUUCUCGCGGGACCACGGCCUGCCUUUCAGCAAAAUCUUCGCCAAGGUGGACAAGAAAUCCCAGGUGCCCACCUACAGCAUCUUGUUGUGCAUGGUCUUGCAAAUGGGCCUGAACAGCAUCUACUACGCCUCCUUUGAAGGCUUCAGCACGGUCAUCUCCAUCGCCACGUUCGGCUUCUACCUGUCCUACGCGGCGCCCCUUUUCGUUCGCCUUUGGUCCCUCGCCACUCACUCCAAUCCCUCGGCAGUUACGAUCAAUGGACAGUACAGCUUGGGGAAGUACAGUCCCUACAUCAACGCCAUCGGCCUCGUCUUCCUGAUCUUUGCAGGGAUCGAUUUCAACUUCCCCCAGGUCGGACCCGUUACCGGCGAGAACAUGAAUUAUUGCUCGGCUGCGUUCGGCGUCAUCGGAUUGGUGUCAGUCGUGACGUGGGUCUUUGACGGGCGGAAGAAUUUCACGGGCCCGCAAACACCGGGCAUUGUCAAUGCAAUUGACGCAGGCGCAGGAGACAAGGAUCUCCGGGUUGGAGGGGUGGCUGAUGCCGGUGCGGCAGAGAAAACAGCCUCUCGGGCACCGUGCGAGGGAAGCGUUGACGAUUCCCGCGAUGAGAAAGCGGGCGACACCGAGGGCAAGAUGGCUUGA
This is a messenger RNA of Cladophialophora carrionii CBS 160.54, 1710 nucleotides long. RefSeq lists its product as uncharacterized. The record is from RefSeq and is a predicted model, not a curated record. The transcript has 5 exons. Lineage: Eukaryota; Fungi; Ascomycota; Eurotiomycetes; Chaetothyriales; Herpotrichiellaceae. Gene Ontology annotation, molecular function: transmembrane transporter activity. Gene Ontology annotation, cellular component: membrane. Gene Ontology annotation, biological process: transmembrane transport. Bases 1 to 1710 code for a protein of 569 amino acids.